AUCAAAUACGAGCUAAUAAGUUUUUGAAAGUUUCAAUAUUGUAAAAUGAUCAAUUCUGUGCAAUAUAACAACAAAGACGGCGUACAAUUGGGAACAGAAGGAUCACCACCAGCGCCGCAAUUCCCGACUGGCACGGUAAAAGUAUUGUGCACACAUGAUGGAGUUUUACUGCGAAAAGGCAGUGUAGAGCACAUCGCCGAUCUAAAUACUAGUGGCUCACUAUCGGUAAUUAGUUAUGAUAUACCACGUCGCCUAUACAUUGAGUGGCGACCAAAUGACAACAUACUUGUUUCCGACGACAGUCAGGAUUGGGCAGUUGUGGAUACAAUACCCAGACGUUCACGCACAAUUUCCGAAUGUAAGGCAUUCAACAUUAAGCCCAAUCCAGAUUCCACUACAUCGAACAAGCCACGUUUGAUACGCACCCUACUUGAUAAUCUGAGUUCAAUAAUUGUGAAAGACCGUGGUCAAGUAAUAUGCUUGAUACAGAAAAGCGACAGUAAUGUGAAUAGUGAAUUCUUUUUUCAACACGGCAAUGCCGAUCAAUUUUUGAAAUCCAUGUGUGAUCAACACAUAAUUGAACACACGUACAGCAGGCUGGAUGGAAGUACAGAAUAUAUUGUACUCAAUACGGAAACACAACAAUUAAAACGCACAUUUGCCGAAUUGAACAUUGACGAUCUGAAGAAUACAGAAUUGAAGAAGGACAAAGGCUGGGUGAGAAAUACGUGGACUGGACUACUUGUAACGCUACCCGACAUAGCUGCGGGUGUUAAGGGCAGUGCUCCGAGAAAUUACGCCACGCGUAACAAACAUUUGGGCAACAAUGACGAAAUACGUAGCUGCAGCAGCAGUAGUGAGAGCCAAUCACCGGUUGAUGGUGAGCUGGAAAAUGUUAAAGAAGAGGAUGAAAAGAUAAUCAACACAUUGCCUGAGCGACCCGUGGUUGAGCGAACAAAGCCGUUAAAUGAAGCACAAUGGUUGGAGUUCCAGUCAGCAGAUGGUCGCAUUACCGAUGUUGCCGCUAUUAAGAACAUCAUAUUCCGUGGUGGCAUACACUAUAAUUUACGCGCCGUAGUUUGGAAAUAUCUGCUGAACUACUAUCGUUGGGAUGAAACUGAAGUUGAACGCAUACAACGUUACAAACAAAAGUCUAAAGAAUAUUAUACUAUGAAAGCGCAGUGGCUCUCGAUGACCGCCACACAAGAGGAGCACUUCAGCGGUUUUCGUGAUCGCAAAUGUCAAAUUGAGAAGGACGUAAAACGUACCGAUCGUACAUUGGACUUCUUUGCUGGUGAAGAUAAUCCAAAUUUGAUGGUACUACAAGGCAUACUCAUGACCUAUGUCAUGUACAAUUUUGAUUUGGGCUAUGUGCAGGGCAUGUCUGAUCUACUAGCGCCCAUACUCUCCAUACAGGGCAACGAAGUGGAUGCAUUUUGGUGUUUCGUCGGUUUCAUGGAUAUGGUGUAUGCCAAUUUUGACAUGGAUCAGGCAGGCAUGAAAAUACAAUUCAAUCAACUGCGUCGUUUGGUUGAGUUUUGCAAUCCGCGCUUUUUUAAAUAUAUGGUCAUGCAUGAGGCAGAUAAUAUGUUCUUCUGUUUUCGUUGGCUGCUUGUUUGGUUUAAACGUGAAUUCUCCAACGAUGAUGUGCUAAAGCUGUGGGAGUGCCUUUGGACUGGUUUACCCUGUCCCAAUUUUCAUUUAUUCAUAUCAGUGGCCAUAUUGGACCAACAAACCGAUAUCAUAAUCGAAAACAAAUACCAAUUCAAUGAGAUUUUGAAACACAUCAACGAGCUGACGAAUCGCAUCGAUGUGAAGCGUACUUUGGAAAUCGCCGAGUCAAUUUAUCUGCAAAUCAAGGCAGUCGAGGACUUGCCAAACGAUAUUCGCCAAAUUAUUGGUGAGCCCGUAACAGACUCGGAGAAUGGCGAAGAACACUCUGGCACGGGUACUGAUUUUGUCGAUGAUUUGUAUGAAUUGGUGCGUACACCAGAAACGGAUCGGCGUAUGGAAGAGCAAUUCGAGGAGGCGUGUGAACGUUCCAUGUUUUUAAACUACACAUAGACAACAGCAUUGUGUGGUUCAAUAAACCACUAUUAUUCAUCGUGUUUAGUUGUUAAAUAUAAUGACGACUAAGUGUGUGUUUUUUAAGCAAAACAACCGCAACCAGACCAGUUGUUGAUGUGUGCUCCAUUUUACAAUGUAUUUAUGAGUCAUACUUUGCCAAUUUGCCUGUGGUUAAUUUGCCUUAAGUUUUAUACGUGUAAUCGAUGUUAUCAGCAAGUAUAAACGUGCAUAGCAGUUUUUUACGUAAUCAAACUCGAAAUUCCAAUAUUUUUGUAUAUGCUAUGUAUGUGUGUAUGCAGCACUGUAUCUACAGCUGUCAAAUGACGAACUUUUUAAUUAUACUAUUUACUACCCUAUGAUUCAUCAAACGAAAAUCGUCUUAUUGUGAUCGGAAAUUUCUAAAUUGUAUUUUUUUUUUGUAUACAAAUGUAUGUAUGUAAACAUAUAUGUAUGCUUUAUUUUAUUAAAAAAUUCAUAUCAAAUCAAUGUAAUCAAA
Molecule: messenger RNA, 2563 nt
Organism: Zeugodacus cucurbitae (melon fly)
Lineage: Eukaryota; Metazoa; Arthropoda; Insecta; Diptera; Tephritidae
Gene: Tbc1d15-17
Product: TBC1 domain family member 15
Exons: 4
Coding region: 46-2064 (672 amino acids)
Biological process (GO): activation of GTPase activity
Molecular function (GO): GTPase activator activity
Source: RefSeq, a predicted model, not a curated record